Amyelois transitella is the source of this 709-nucleotide messenger RNA. RefSeq names its product large ribosomal subunit protein mL51 (gene mRpL51). Gene Ontology annotation, biological process: translation. NCBI's taxonomy places the organism in Eukaryota, Metazoa, Arthropoda, Insecta, Lepidoptera, Pyralidae. Gene Ontology annotation, cellular component: mitochondrial large ribosomal subunit. The record is from RefSeq and is a predicted model, not a curated record. Gene Ontology annotation, molecular function: structural constituent of ribosome. The transcript has 4 exons. The coding region runs from base 177 to 647 and encodes 156 amino acids.
CACUAAUGUACUGCACUGCACAGCACAGCCUGCCUGUUACUGUUAGUCAAAAAUCAGAAACUUAAGUGAAAACCAAAACAUUGUCUUUAUAUGUAAUUUCUUUCUUCAUUUUCAUCUUUUUUUAAUAAAUCUGUUGUAUGAACUGAAUAAGGAGACGGAGAUUAUUCGGAAAAAUAAUGGAGUGGCUGGGUUCUACAAUUUUAAAAACAUUUUGGAGACCAACUCUCAAUACAGUUAGGACACGAUAUCAUGCAGAUAAAACGCGUCUGUUACGCCGGUAUGGCUAUGAAGAAAAAAUUUGGUCAGGUGGACUGUUGCCUAGGACUCAAGGGAAGCCUUUGCCAUUGCCAGAAUAUCGGCCCUCAAAUGUUUGGACUGAGAGAAAAGCUUUGUUUGGUCAGAAUGAUUACAUAGAUAUAUUGGGAUCUGGUGACAUACAUCCAGUUAAAACUCUUUACAAUAUACCCUCAUGGAUAAGGGGAGUAAGUGGAAGAGAAUAUCAUAUUUUAUUAAGAAAGAAGAAAAUGUGGGCUAAAACAGCUACGCCACUUGUGAGGCCCACCAAGUGGAAAGAAAUUGAGAAGAGACUAGGAUUUUUGUAUAGAAAACUCAACAGAAAAACAAAAACUGGGCCAUCCCCCAACUAAUAUUAUAUUCUCAUGUUAUAUGUAUAAAGCAUAGCUAAACUAUUACUGUUAGAUAUUUUAAU